Messenger RNA from Gastrolobium bilobum, 1275 nucleotides. RefSeq names its product secretory carrier-associated membrane protein 4. Bases 150 to 968 code for a protein of 272 amino acids. Lineage: Eukaryota; Viridiplantae; Streptophyta; Magnoliopsida; Fabales; Fabaceae. Gene Ontology annotation, biological process: protein transport. Gene Ontology annotation, cellular component: recycling endosome membrane; trans-Golgi network membrane. The transcript has 12 exons. The record is from RefSeq and is a predicted model, not a curated record.
CAAGCGAAGCCAGGUAGUAAAAAAGCGAGAAGAGUGCGGUCACUCACCGCACGCACUAGCACAGUCUCGCUCUCCCACGCACCCGCAUCUUAAGGUUCGGCAUUUUUGGCACUCUCCUCGCACAUUUUCUCGGGAUCUAAGUUUUCAUCAUGAAUCGCCACCACGAUCCCAAUCCAUUUGAAGAAGAAGAAGUCAAUCCCUUCUCGAAUGGUGCUGCUGCUCCUGGAUCAAAAUCACGUAUUCCUCCAUUGGCAUCUGAACCAUUGGGCUUUGGUCAAAGACAUGAUGCUACAGUUGAUAUUCCUUUAGAUACUAUAACUAAAAAUGACUCUAAGAAAAAAGGUCAAGAGCUGGCAGUUUGGGAAGCAGAUUUAAAAAGGAGAGAGAAGGAAAUAAAAAGAAGAGAAGAUGCUGUUUCGAAAGCAGCUGGUGUGCCUGUUGAUGAUAAGAACUGGCCUCCAUUUUUCCCAAUCAUUCACCAUGAUAUUGCCAAUGAAAUACCAGUUCAUGCUCAGAGGCUGCAAUAUUUGGCUUUUGCAAGUUGGUUAGGUAUCGUUCUCUGCCUAGUUUUUAAUGUAGUUGCUGUGACUGUCUGUUGGAUCAGAGGCGGCGGUGUUAAAAUUUUUUUCCUAGCGGUGAUUUAUGCUCUACUUGGUGUCCCCCUUUCAUAUGUGCUUUGGUACAGGCCCCUCUAUCGUGCUAUGAGGACAGAUAGCGCCCUGAAGUUUGGUUGGUUUUUCAUGUUCUACAUGCUUCAUAUUGCAUUUUGCAUCUUUGCUGCAAUUGCGCCACCAGUUGUUUUUCAUGGAAAAUCGUUAGCGGGCAUCCUUGCAGCAAUUGAUGGCUUCUCAGGCCAUGUAUUGGUUGGGAUAUUUUAUUUGGUCGGAUUUGGUCUGUUUUGCUUGGAGGCUCUUCUAAGUUUAUGGGUGCUUCAGAAAAUAUACAUGUAUUUCCGGGGGAAUAAGUGAGACUGUUCUCAGGUUUUGAUCCAUCGGCUUUUAUACUGUCAGUCACUUCCCAGUGUGGCUUAGUAUAUUCUUUCUCUUUUUCUUUUCUCUUCUUUUUUUCCAUUACAAUAUCUUCAUCUGGUAUUGUUCGUUGUUUCUCUGUAAUGAUUGUACCAGGGUUAGUCUGUACUGUACCGUGUAAUGAAUUCUGUGAAGUUUGGUAUGUCUUCUAGUGUAUUUCUCUCCAGUGAAAAGAAAAUUUGAUUUUGAUAAGCAUUUAUGUAGUGAAUUUCCAGUGAAGGAUUAGUGUAGCGGUAUUGUAGUUGUG